This is a messenger RNA of Cuculus canorus (common cuckoo), 3670 nucleotides long. RefSeq names its product crystallin gamma S (gene CRYGS). Gene Ontology annotation, molecular function: structural constituent of eye lens. Gene Ontology annotation, biological process: visual perception; lens development in camera-type eye. Lineage: Eukaryota; Metazoa; Chordata; Aves; Cuculiformes; Cuculidae. The transcript is spliced from 3 exons. The record is from RefSeq and is a predicted model, not a curated record. The coding region runs from base 3047 to 3631 and encodes 194 amino acids.
UUGAGAGGAGAACUUAGGGAAAAAUGUUUUGCUGUGCGGGUGGGGAGGCCCUGGCCCAGGGUGCCCAGAGCAGUGGUGCUGCCCCAUCCCUGGAGGUGUUCAAGGCCAGGUUGGAUGGGGCUUGGAGCCCCUGAUCCAGUGGGAGGUGUCCCUGCCCAUGGCAGGGGUGGGACUGGAUGGGCUUUGAGGUCCCUUCCAACCCAAACCACUCCGUAAUUCUAUGAAAUCACUCACUUUAGGGGGUACAGCCAGACACACGUCUUUUCUUCCUCUGUGUUGGGCUCUGGUUGGAGCAACAUUGCUAUAAAAAUCAGCAACCGCUUGGCUGUGCAGAUGUUUCCUUUGUGAGCUUUGGAAGCAGCUCCUCUACGCAGAGGCUGUUCCUCACAAGCGUGUGGUGUCUGCCCUGCGUGCACAUUGCCCGUUUCUGAGCUGCAUCCUUUGCUGCAUGGGAACGUUCUCUGACAAAUAUUGGGUCUCUUCCUUACAAAUGACGAGGAUGUUGGGUUUUUUGUUGCUUGUUUAACAGGCUUGGAAGGGAGAGAGCAGCCAAAUUGCCCCCCGUCCUCCAGGACUUGGCAGGGGGUUGCGUGUUUUGAGUGCAUUUGGCAGAGUUUUGGUGUUCUGACUCAGCAAAUGGUAACAAAAGGAGGAUGGUGAAGCUGUCCUUUAUUCCAUAAUCCUGUUUGCUUUUCUGGAAACCGGCUAUAGCCUCAGAAUCACUGACUCAAUUUUUGGAUCCCAUUCUCAUGACAAAGCGGCUGUCUGGUUUAAAACAAGCCCGUUAUAAAAAGGGUGCCUCGCAUCCUGGCUGUUUGUACCAGCUUCUGACAUUCCUCCAGCACUGAGGAGCUUGGCUGGAACGGAAAAUGUCCAGAGCUGGAGCCAAGGUAAGUUUAUUUGCAGCCUGUACGCGAUUGUGGCUACGAGUACAGCAAUGAUCAGGGGUAAGUUGUGGGGAAACUUUGGUUUCUUUGCUUUGCUGACAGCCUUCCCCUGCAUUAGAAAGAGGAGAUGCUUGAAUCCCCUGCAUUUGAAAGAGGAGAAGCUGGAACUCAGCCCUCCUUAGUCUUUCCCCAGAUCUUGGCUGUUACAUCUAGGUGUGGCUCCACAGAGGACGCGGAGUCAAACCCAGCAGCUGGGGAGGGGAAGGUUUAAAAUGCACCAGGACUCAAUGCCUUGGAAAUUGAUGGCGGAGGCUGCUGUGCCAGCGGCGAGCGUGAGAAGAUGCAUUUGUGGAGUGGGAUCUCAUGGAAGGCUUGAAGACCUGACAUCCAACACCAAUGGCAGCUGCUGCGUCCCCCUUCUGUGGAACCAAGGAGCUGUGAUGGAAGGAUGCCCCAAUGAUGACAGCACCUAAGAUAAAAGUAUAACCCAGGGACGGGAACCGGUCUUACGAUUUGGUGGAAUCAGCAGAGGUGGAUUUAAGUUGGAGAAAGAGGUAGAUCAGGACGCUGGGCUUCAGCCAGUGAGGUGCAUCAGGUGGGGAUCCUGCUCUAAUGCCGGGAUCUUAGAUCUUAGUAAGAAAUGCUUCCAUGUGAGGGUGGGGAAGCACUGGCCCAGGCUGCCCAGGCUGCCCAGGCAGGCUGUGGCUGCCCCAUCCCUGGAGGUGUUCAAGGCUGAGUUGAAUGGGGCUUGGAGCAGCCUGAUCCAGGGUUGGAACUGGAUAGGUUUUGAGGUCCCUUCCAAUCCAAACUGUUCUAUGAUUUUUAACAGUGGUGAUGUUUGAUCAAUGCCGGUGGCCAAAGCACCAUAGGUGAAGCACAACCAGCUCGGACCGAAAGGUGGUUGUGUGUCUAAUACUCAAGCUAUGGAAAAACGGUGGGAGAAGUGGAUUACAGAGUACUGCACUUUAGAUUUUUAACCACGAUGUUAGAUGUUUAAAUCAUCGUGGCUGGAAGAAUUCUCUCUGGAGCAUUUGGGGGGAAUUGGCUGAGGCAAUCACAGAUGCUACCAAACAACCCAGCAUCAGGGAUGGGGCUGAUGCUGUGCAGGAAGGCUGGAAAAGGUGAGAUGCUGUGUUGAGUGUGCAUAGCAUUCGAUCAAUCAACUCGCACAUCAGUUUAUUCAGUACGAGAGACACUGGAGUAAGUAAUCAAUGUCCUGUCAAGGAGGAAGAUGGGCUGGUGGUUGGGCUGAUAGAGUUCUUCUGAGCCCAAUUCCCGUCAAACUAAGGUCACUUUUGGCAUGGUCUGGCAUCGCAGUAUCAUAUGCAAGCAAGGGACACAGUCAAAACAGACGCGGUGGUUCAGGAACCCUUAUUGCGAAGAGGAGCUCUUGACCUGGCUGCGUUGGAGCUACCUCAGUGAGAUUUGCUCUCCAGCUCUUGAGAUUGUUUCGAGUUGGGUUGUGAUCAGGUAGGGAAGACGUGUCCCUAAGCCAAGUGCUUUUUGGUCCCCUGCCUGGCUGCAGGAAGAAGCGUGGUGAUGGGCCAGCAAUUUGUCAGUGUAUUGCAAACUUGAACCAACCAAAGCAGAAGCAGCCAACUGCAAAUGCAGCCUUUGAGUGUCCGAAGAGCUGUGCUGUCCACCGUGGGGCACUCCUUUAGUUAUUGGCACUGGUGUGAUUGGCUUUUGGCAUUGAUUUUUGAUGAAGCAAUCUGUGGACCGUUAGAGUGGGAAGGAGAGCGGACUAGAAGGCGUGAUGACCCAGGAGGAAAGAGACCUGACCACCCCGUCUCGGUAAAGGUUGCACUGUGAGUUCUUGGUAAGGCAGCACAAGUGAAACCCUGCUCAGUACAGCCUGCUGGCUAGUUAUGGCUCCCUCAGCCAGAAUGCAGUAACUACAGGUCUAGAGAAGGUGGGAGGGAAAUGCUUUAACAGUGUCUUGCUGCGAAGGACAGGGACUUCACUGAGGGAGCUUUGGGUUGGGACAGAGUCAGGUGCUGGGCAAGGCAAGGAGUUGGUGGCAGCUGGAGGUGUUGGGGCCAGGCUGGUGAGUUGGCUGUCAGGGCUAGUUGGGAUGCAAUUGAUCCUGCUCAGUGGUUGAGCUUGGUGACUUUUUGACAUCUGAAGGGUUCUUUUUUUCAGGUAUUUUGGGCUAGAAUAUGGAUGCAGGCACGUGUUUGACCUGGGUGAUGCGUCUCCUUGUUUUCUUUCCUCUGCUUGUGUUUCAGGUCACCUUCUAUGAAGACAAGAAUUUCCUAGGCCGUUCCUACGAGUGUGACAGCGACUGCCCCGAUUUUCACACCUAUCUGAGCCGCUGCAACUCCAUCCGGGUGGAUGGGGGCACCUGGGUGGCCUACGAGAGGCCCAACUUCUCUGGGAACAUGUACGUUCUGAUGCAUGGGGAGUAUCCUGAUUACCACCACUGGAUGGGCCUCAACGACCGCCUCGGCUCCUGCAAAGCCGUCCAGAUACCAAGUGGAGGCCGGGGCCACAUCCAGAUAUUUGAGAAGGGAGAUUUUGGUGGGAAGAUGUUUGAAGCCACUGAAGACUGCCCUUCCAUCAUGGAGGAGUGGCACAUGCGUGAGGUCCAUGCCUGCAGAGUCCUGGAAGGCGUCUGGGUUUUCUAUGAGCAUCCCAACUACCGGGGCAGGCAGUACCUGCUGCCCAAGGGUGAAUACCGCAAACCCGUGGAGUGGGGAGCGGCGAGCCCUGCCGUCCAGUCCUUCCGCAACAUCACCGAGUGAGGCAGCCUGGUGACUGGCAUGCCAGAGGCCGUCAAUAAA